This is a messenger RNA of Daphnia magna, 1743 nucleotides long. It is a transcript of the gene Gs2, whose product is annotated as glutamine synthetase. Gene Ontology annotation, cellular component: cytoplasm. The transcript is spliced from 6 exons. NCBI's taxonomy places the organism in Eukaryota, Metazoa, Arthropoda, Branchiopoda, Diplostraca, Daphniidae. Gene Ontology annotation, molecular function: glutamine synthetase activity. Bases 340 to 1440 code for a protein of 366 amino acids. The record is from RefSeq and is a predicted model, not a curated record.
AUUAUGGGAGGAGAGAGGGGGUUCAUCCCAGUUUCAGAACCAAUAGCCUUUCACUCGGUCACUCUUUUGGUGUCUCAAACGAAACUUGACAAGGAGGAGCCUCUCACUCGUCUCUAUAAAAACUGCCGAGCGUUCGACUAGCAGCUCAAUCCACUAGCUUCUUUUAUCAACAAGAGUCGACAGAGCUAGCUGACCGAGAAGCAGUCUCUCCAUCCUGAACCACACGUUUCUUUGCCACACCAAAACAAAAUUCGGAUUUAGAGCAAAGCGUUGGUUUUUUAAAACCCUCACGAUUGAAAAUUACUGGUGAAAGUUCGCGUAACCCAGACAAUAGGAACAAUGGCUGGUCUAAUGACUAACGCAUCAGCUACAAACAAAGCGGUGUUGGACCGGUAUAUGAGACUCCCGCAGCCAGAUGACAAAGUCAUGGCGACAUACGUCUGGAUUGACGGUACGGGUGAAUACGUUCGGGCAAAGACAAGGACCAUCGAUUUCAUCCCAAAAAGUCCUUCUGAAUUGCCAAUUUGGAAUUAUGACGGAAGUUCAACGUAUCAGGCCGAAGGCAGCAAUUCAGAUGUUUACCUCUACCCGGUGGCCAUUUACCGAGAUCCGUUCUGUUUGGGCAACAACAGGCUUGUCCUCUGCGACACCUACAAAUACAACAAAAAACCUACAGAGUCUAAUCACCGUAAUUCCUGCCUUGAAGCCAUGACCGCGGCUGCCGAAUAUGAACCCUGGUUCGGCAUUGAGCAAGAAUAUACGCUGCUCGAUAACGAUCUCCAUCCUUUCGGCUGGCCAAAGAAUGGCUUCCCCGGUCCUCAGGGCCCGUACUAUUGCGGUGUAGGAGCCAACAAGGUUUUCGGACGUGAUAUUGUCGAAGCUCAUUAUCGUGCUGCACUUUACGCUGGUGUCAAUAUUUCUGGCACCAACGCAGAAGUCAUGCCUGCUCAGUGGGAAUUCCAGGUUGGUCCUUGUGAAGGUAUUACCAUGGGUGACGAUUUGUGGAUGGCUCGCUACAUUUUACAUCGCGUUGCCGAAGAUUUUGGCGUCAAUGUUUCGUUGGAUCCUAAGCCAAUGAAGGGUGAAUGGAAUGGAGCGGGAGCCCAUUGCAAUUUCUCAACUAAAGCGAUGCGAGAAGAAAACGGCAUUGCGGAAAUCGAGAAAGCUAUAGAAAAGCUGUCCCGCUGCCAUGUGAAACACAUUAAAGCUUACGAUCCACAUGAAGGAAAAGAUAAUGAGCGACGUCUUACCGGUCGUUGUGAAACUUCGUCCAUUCACGAUUUCUCUGCUGGUGUAGCUAACCGUGGUUGCAGUAUUCGCGUGCCUCGUGGAGUGGCUGAAGAACGCAAAGGUUAUUUGGAGGAUCGCCGUCCGGCUUCCAAUUCUGAUCCAUAUCAAGUGACCGAAGUGGUCGUACGCACCACUUGUCUUGAACAAUAGACUAUUUGGAUAUUUUAGGCCCCAUUUUCAAUAUGUCAUGGAAAGAAAAAGAGAACCAUCCAUUCCUUCUGUAUUCUGAAGGCGCAAAAAAACUACCAUGUUCUGUCGAUCAUCGCCAAACUGUACUCUGACCCCUCUAAUUUUAAUAUUCUUAUUCUGUGGUUAUUCACUUUUUCUCCCGUGACGUUAUCGAUUUGUGUAAAUAAUCUUAUCGAUUGGCAAUUUUGAACUUCAGUAAGCAAACGUGAAACAUGCAGUAUCUGUUACCCAAAUACCAGAUAAAUACAAAAAGUUUUUAGAUAA